AUGCGUUUCACUCAGUUAGGAGGCCUCCUGGCUUUUGCAGGAAGUUCCCAGGCCUUCCUACUCCCCCCACCAACCUCUUCCUCAUCCGAUAGCGUCAAUACCCUCCCUUUCGAAGAUAAUAUCGCAACUGACGGCAGGGUAAUGGAACUCAACUGCCCCGGCUGCCCCGUCGUCGUUACCGAUGUUGAGAACAGAGUCCAUUCCACCGAUGCCGAGAGCGUAUUGAAGUUCAACCUCUCCGUAGCCCACGAGGCUAACAAUGGCGCCGACCAACUCCUUCUGAACGGCCUCCCAAUAUACCCCAUCGAUGUCCACUCCCAGGCAUUCAUCACACACCUGACAGCAGACCAGCUGGCCAAGAAUGCCGAUAAUACUUGGUCUUAUGUCGCUACUCCUGCACUAGGUUACCAACUCAGCGUUAAGCAUCCAGUGCAAUCAGAGGAUCAACUUGACUUGGUUGCCAUUCAUAUCGAGAUUGUAGAAGUUGCCAAUAAAUUUAUCCAGGGAAUCCCAAGCGUUGACCUCAAGUUGCUCGAGACCCCGAGUGGAAAGCUCAUGCUCGGAGAUGCAGAAAUCACAACCCCAAAGAGUGUGUCACCCGAGCCUACCGAUGAUAACAAGGAAUGCGCAACUCUUGUGUGUAAAUGGAGAGCAAUCAUCGCUGCGAAGCUUUCCAAGUUGAAGGGCUGUGGCGGCAAGAACAAAAACCGCCCUGCCGAAGUUACAACACCUGCGAAGCACCAUGGCCAUCACGCACGUCCUCAUGGUCGUCCUCAUGGAAUACACCGACCAUUCCGCCACCACCGUCACAGACACUCUCUUAGCCGCUUCCUUGAGACUGUGGCUGUCCACGUUAUGAUUCCCGUGCUCAUUGGUAUCGUUGUCGGUAUCACUGCAAGCAUGGUUGGAAUGAUCGUUGGAAACAUUGUGAUAUUUGUGUGGAGGCUUCUAUUUCGCCGCAACCAAGCACGAUAUGUGAGAGUGGAGCAGAUGGAGAUUGUUGAAGAGAGUGACGAUGAGAACAAGGCUAUCUUGGAGUCUCAGGGCCCACCACCAACUUACACCGCGACAGAAGAGAAGACGGUCGAAUAA
Lachnellula hyalina is the source of this 1092-nucleotide messenger RNA. RefSeq lists its product as uncharacterized. The record is from RefSeq and is a predicted model, not a curated record. Bases 1 to 1092 code for a protein of 363 amino acids. The transcript has a single exon. NCBI's taxonomy places the organism in Eukaryota, Fungi, Ascomycota, Leotiomycetes, Helotiales, Lachnaceae.